Lolium perenne is the source of this 1344-nucleotide messenger RNA. Its product is annotated as peroxidase 72. Gene Ontology annotation, molecular function: heme binding; peroxidase activity. Gene Ontology annotation, biological process: response to oxidative stress; hydrogen peroxide catabolic process. Lineage: Eukaryota; Viridiplantae; Streptophyta; Magnoliopsida; Poales; Poaceae. The record is from RefSeq and is a predicted model, not a curated record.
UCUGACCACCCACAAGAAGAGUAGAAGCAAACAGCCAGCAACUAUCUACUACUUGUAACGAAGUGCAGCAAACGAAUUACUUACAUGGCUAGUUCCAUGGGUAGCUUGCUGGUACUCUGCCUUGCCUGUCCACUCCUCCUUGCAGGCACCGUUCGUGCCAACCCAUGGUAUAGCUUGUUCCCACAGUUCUACGACCACUCGUGCCCGAAGGCCAAGGAAAUUGUGCAGUCCAUCGUGGCACAGGCUGUUGCCCAAGAGACCAGGAUGGCAGCAUCCUUGGUCAGGCUGCAUUUCCAUGACUGCUUUGUCAAGGGGUGUGAUGCAUCCGUGCUACUGGACAACAGCAGCAGCAUAGUCAGUGAGAAGGGGUCCAACCCCAAUCUGAACUCCCUCCGGGGAUUCGAGGUCGUCGACCAGAUCAAGGUCGCCCUUGAGACAGCUUGCCCCAGCACGGUCUCCUGUGCCGACAUCCUCGCCCUCGCCGCCCGCGACUCCACUGUCCUCGUUGGUGGCCCUUACUGGGAUGUGCCGCUCGGCCGGAGGGACUCUCUGGGCGCAAGCAUCCAGGGCUCCAACAAUGACAUCCCUGCCCCCAACAACACCCUACCCACCAUCAUCACCAAGUUCAAGCGUCUCGGCCUCAAUAUCGUCGAUGUUGUCGCCCUCUCAGGUGGCCACACCAUUGGCUUGUCCCGCUGCACCAGCUUCCGGCAGAGGCUGUACAACCAGUCAGGUAACGGCCUAGCCGACAGCACACUGGAUGUGUCCUACGCUGCGCAGCUGAGACAAGGGUGCCCACGCUCCGGUGGCGACAACAACCUCUUCCCGCUCGACGUUGUCACCUCGACCAAGUUCGAUAACUUCUAUUUCAAGAACAUCCUAGCCGGCAGGGGCCUUCUCAGCUCCGAUGAGAUCCUACUCACCAAGAGCGCCGAAACGGCGGCGCUCGUCAAGGCAUAUGCAGACGACGUGCACCUCUUCUUCCAGCACUUUGCACAGUCGAUGGUGAACAUGGGCAACAUCAUGCCGCUGACCGGGUCACAGGGGGAGAUCAGGAAGAACUGCAGGAGGCUCAACAACUAUCACUGAGUUACUGAAUGUGCUGUCUGUGCUAAAUUGUGUGUGGAGUUGGCGCCAAGUUUUAUCUGAAUAAGCAAGUGUGGUUGUAAUUUCCAAUUUUCCUUGAUCAUUUAUGUUGUGUAAACUGCAUUGAGAAAUGUUUAUGUACUAGAAAUUCAUAUAAGAUGAGUCCACCUGGUUUCUUUAGAAGUUGUUGUUUUACAUAACUUCCUUUGAAAACAAUCGGCUCUAUCUUAUAAUUAUACAUGUUUGAUUAGUGUGUUA